CUGUGUGUGUGUGUGUGUGUGUGUGUGUGUGCGCGCACGUUUCCUGCGGCUCAUCGAUGCAGUUUGGGGGUAUAAGCACAUUCCAGCCCUGCUGUUUACACGUUCAGCAUUGUAAUCUCUGAGGAAGGGAGACCUCCGAGCCGCUGGCGUGGAGGAAAGGGAGUGUGUCGCUCUGGCCCGGCUUAAACAAAGAUGUUUUAAUCGCAAGGCUAUUCUCGACCCGUGGGCUUCGAUAAUGACAGCAGUCUCUUUUAGGAAAGUGUCCCUCUUCGCUUGGCAAGAAAUUACUCGUGUACAAGCUGAAGGGUCUCCUUGUUUUCCGUGCUUUGCUCUUUUGAACAUCAUGUCAAAGUCUGAGAAAAUAGCCAUGAAUAUGUCUCCGGGCUAUGGAUUUUCAGAUUGCUAGAACAGGGUAGUUUUCAAACACGCUGAACUCUCCAUUGAUCAGGCAAACAACAGGGCUAUAUGGAGAUAAUAGGUGCUGUUUGAAAAUUUUAGAUUUUCACCACAGAAUAGUAUGCACAGCAUGCAGUAUGCAUUUAUAUAGGGCCUUUUUCUACAGUAUAGGAUUUUACAGCUUGAUGCCAGCAGCUCCAUGUGUGAUUAUAGAUACACUAUGAACUGGGUAAUCAUCAUUGCAUGGACCUCAACACCUGCCUCAAGACUAAGGAUUGUUAUGCAGUAUUGUACAGUAUGUGUGUGUUGCUGUUGAUCAGGGGUGGGACCGUUUCACAGGUAAAGAAGGACUCUCCGCAGAUUCUUAAAUCUAGCCUACUCUGGAGAAAACGCACUGCGAUGCCUUGGAGCAGGUCCGCUGCCGUAAAACAGGCUUUUGAAUAAAAAUGAAUUAAAAAGCGCACUUGAGUAACCGCAAGGACAAAUCAGCCUGUAAUCGUCCGCAGAAAAACGUAAAAUGUUCCACCCCUAGCGUCCAUGCAGAGAUCAGAACUCUUGCAUGCAGGUUUCUUGCCCGGUCUUCUCUGUAGGACCUGUGCCGAGUAGAUGAACCUGUACUAGAUCAGAACCACCAGCUCUGUUCGAAAGCCAGCCUCAUAAGAGCCGCUUCUGCCAUAGAAUCAGAGGACAUUUCCCAACCGACAGAGCCGUCGCACCGGCGAUGAGUUCCACUGUCACUGUCGCUGUACGCAUCCCAUCAGGCACCUGGGCGUAGUCAAGCGCAGGUGGUCUGCCUACUCCCGUCCCCGGUCUCUCGGCGUCCGUCCCCAUGGCGACGGCCUCGGCUGGGCACAACAGCAUGGGGGCCCCCGCGCGCCUGGUUGCCAGGCAGCAGUGGCUUUGUUUACACCUGCAGUGGGAUCGGUACAGCAAUUACAGUUGCCCAGGGGCCAGGUGAAAGCUGGAGGAGCUUUGUACCGUCUCAAGGAACAGCGGGAAAGUGGGGGGGGUCAACAAUGUGACGCAAAUCCACUGCAAACACCUCCCCAGUGGAAACGAGGCCUUUUGCUCUCAUCUUUGUAAAGAAAUGGACUUACAGCGCUAGUGUCUCCCUUCGCUGUCACCGGGCUUUGGCUUGUGCUUCUCUGGGGAUUGCUGCUGUGUGCGAUGGAUGGAGGAGUAGGGGGGUGUGAGUGCCCACAGGCGACCAUUUUGGCUCAGUUUCCCCCCGAGCUACCUCACGAGGCCUGCUGCCUGAAUUACUCAGGCUCCUCCUUCGGCAGUGUGACGUGGGCCUUGUUCUCCGACGUGAGGAACCUGAAAGUCCUCGACCUGUCGGACUGUAACAUCACGCACCUCCAGGACGCUGCCGCUUCGCCCGCCUGGCUGAGGGAGGCGUAUCUGGGCCGCAACAUGCUCAGGAAGCUUCCGGAGGGCUUCCUGGCUAACGCCACCCAGCUCAGAGUGCUGGACCUGAGGGGGAACUUCCUGGAGAGGCUGCCGGACGACUUCCUGCAGGGCUCCGUCCGUCUCCGGGAGCUGCGGCUGGACUCCAACCGCCUGGCCGUCCUCCCGCGCGGCGCGCUCCAGCCCAGCCUGGAGCGCCUGGAACUUUCUGGAAACGUGUGGGACUGCUCCUGCGCCCUGGUGGAGGACCUGCAGGGUCGCCGGGGCAACGACAGCAGCUGGCAGGGCGCGGUCGGGAACCUGACCUGCGCCUCGCCCGCCUGGCUGGCCGGCCGGAGCGUGUGGUCGGUGCGGACGGGCGACGUGUGCCAGGGCCCGACCCUCACCGUCCUCUUCAUCCUGGUGCCGCUGCUCCUCCUCCUCGCCCUGGGGCUGUGCUGGUGCUGCGGGAGGAGGAGGAAGAAGAAGAGGAAGGAAGCCGGCCUCCGUCCGACCAAGUGGGUCCCCGAACCGGGAGCCGCCAACGCGCAGCACCGAAACGGCUCGCAGCACGAGCGGCGGCGGGGGCGACCCAGGCCGGGCGGGACGCCCGAGGCGGGAGGGGGGAUGGGGCGGGACGUGCUCCUGAAGAACCAGCUGAUGUUCCGGCCGUCCUCCGACCUCCUCGGCAGCAGCAGGGACCUGUACGAGGAGGUGGAGGUCAAGCUCGGCUCCGCCGACUCCCUGGCCCCGCCCCCUUCCGAGGACCUCCCCGCGGCUCCCAGCCUGGAGGCCCGGGAGCCGUCGGAGGGCCAGGGGGAGGACGACAGGGCCGACCCGGAGACGGUGAGCGUCACCGAGGUGAUGAAGGACUCGGCGGACCGGGAGAAGGCCUACCUGGCGCAGUCCACGGAGUACUACAGCCUGGUCCCCGGCAUCGACCUGGAGGACUCGGACCACGCCGAGUACGAGAGCGUGGACCUGUCGUGAUGACGGCCUCGGGGCCGGGGCCCUGUCCAGCAGCUCCGCUCAAGGCCCUGUCCAGCAGCUCCGCUCAAGGCCCUGUCCGGCAGCUCCGCUCAAGGCCCUGUCCGGCAGCUCCGCUCAAGGCCCUGUCCAGCAGCUCCGCUCAAGGCCCUGUCCGGCAGCUCCGCUCAAGGCCCUGUCCAGCAGCUCCGCUCAAGGCCCUGUCCAGCAGCUCCGCUCAAGGCCCUGUCCGGCAGCUCCGCUCAAGGCCCUGUCCGGCAGCUCCGCUCAAGGCCCUGUCCAGCAGCUCCGCUCAAGGCCCUGUCCAGCAGCUCCGCUCAAGGCCCUGUCCGGCAGCUCCGCUCAAGGCCCUGUCCGGCAGCUCCGCUCAAGACCUUUACCGGACUUUACUGGAGUCUCACAGUCACACCCGAGGAGCGCGUCUGUCACUGUGAACCGUCUGCAUCCUCACAGUCACACCCGAGGAGCGCGUCUGUCACUGUGACCUGUCUGCAUCCUCACAGUCACACCCGAGGAGCGUGUCUGUCACUGUGACCUGUCUGCGUCCUCACAGUCACACCCGAGGAGCGUGUCUGUCACUGUGACCUGUCUGCGUCCUCACAGUCACACCCGAGGAGCGUGUCUGUCACUGUGACCUGUCUGCGUCCUCACAGUCACACCGAGGAGCGUGUCUGUCACUGUGACCUGUCUGCGUCCUCACAGUCACACCCGGGAGCGUGUCUGUCACUGUGACCUGUCUGCGUCCUCACAGUCACACCCGAGGAGCGUGUCUGUCACUGUGACCUGUCUGCGUCCUCACAGUCACACCCGAGGAGCGUGUCUGUCACUGUGACCUGUCUGCGUCCUCACAGUCACACCCGAGGAGCGUGUCUGUCACUGUGACCUGUGUGCAUCCUUCCCCGGGUUACUAACCCGGGGGGGGAUUUUAAACACUAAGCCUGGUUAAGGGAGAAUGAAUAUCGACGUUACAAAUUUUGUGACCGGGGAAAUCCAGAACUGAACUUUUUAUUGUUUAUCAUUAAAUUAUGACCUUUGUGAAACUAAUUUGUAAAUUUGCUUCACAAAUUGUUUUAUGACACUUUUUAUACAUUUUAAAAUAAUAGAAUGCUGUUUGUACAUUUUACAUUGUCUUCUUAUAUAAGCAGUUAAAAGUUUGUUGCCAUCAAAAUAUAUGUAAAUAUUUUUCCAUUCAUUUCUUGUUUGACUUGUUACUAUGACAAUGUUUUGGUUGUUGUCUGUGUAUUUAUCUGUGUGUUUUAUUCUGUACUAACUCACUUGCCUUUAAAUACAAUUCAAGUCAAUCAAAUUUCUUAAUUAAAACAUUUUAAUGCCAUUAACUUUAUGAAAAGCUUAUUUAUUAAAUGACUGAAGGGAAAAUGUAAUUAUUUUUAUAGAUGUAAGGAAGUACGAAAGUACACCAAAGUAAGCAAUCAUUUUCUGUAAUUUCAUUCUGUAAGAAUGCUAUACUUGUUUUUUUUUUAAUUUGUUAGCUUUUUUUGCUGCUUGACAACAAUGUGCUAAAUGAAUAACAAAAAUAACGUACAUUCCAAUGACAUAAUUAUUUUCCAGAAUAUUUGUAGCCUUAAAAUAUAUGCAGUAAAGUGACGUAGAGUUCCCUGACUUAGUAAACCUGCAUUUUAACACAAAAGCCCCUGUGAGCCCUAUGCUGAAAUCCACUCAUUCUGUGGCAGCAGACUAUCAAAGCAUGCUCAGUGCUGAUAGCAUCUCUGUCCCUGAUCAGAUUGGCUCAGCUGCAGGAGACCGGUGGUAAAUGCUAAUGGAGCUAAGCUGCCCCAUCCAUGCCGAGAUCUGGGAGUGUGGGAUGUGAGCGCUUCUGCUUAUGGGCAGGGAGAAAACAAACCCACCUGUAUCUGUCAACCAGACACACACACAAACAUACACGCACACAUUUCUCACACAAACACACACACACUGACACACAAACAUACACGUACACAUUUCUCACACAAACACACACACACAAACAUGCACACACUCUUACACACGCACACACACACACACACACACACACACAUACCAUGACCUCCUCAGAGCCUGGUGCUGACCGCUCGUUGGCAGUGCCCUUGGGCAGAGCACUGCAGAGAGCACUAAGCAGCGUUCAGGCAAGCUUGCUAGCUAAUUUGACUCUGAGGAAAAGGUGUGGAAGUUCCUGUACUUUAAAAAUAACCCAGCCACAUUGUUUCACACAGGGUCCCAUUGUGCUCGUCAUUCUUUGUUUUCCAUAGAUGAUCUUGCUCCAAAUGCUGCAUAUUUGCAUCUCAGCAUACACCUGAAAGUUUUAAUGUGUUGUAAGACAAACUGUAAAACACAACUUUUUUUAAGUUGCUGUGUAAGAAAAGGUCACUUUCCUUACAUAGAUACUGAAGGACUGUAAGCGCUCUGUAGUUAUAGGUCGUGUGUGGCCCCAUAUUUCCAUAUGGUUCGGAAGUUGGACCUCUCAGUUCUUACAUCAGUAAAUAUGCUGCAAGCCUCAGAGCCUUGAUAAUAUUCCAUAGCAGUGUUAUAACAAGAUGUGUUUCAACAACGUCACCCUCAACAUUAAAAAGCUAUUAAAGAGAAAACUACUCAACCUGAGCUAUUCAAAUUUUGUUGUUGUCACUAAUGAAUGGAGAUGAUUUGCAUUGUGGAUGAUGCCUUGAUUAUACAGAAUUUAAAGACUGUCGUUAAAGUACGUGACAAACCUAUGUGACCGACUACUAUUUUCUGAAGGAACGGACAUUUUUUUAUGUCAUAUUUUUAGAAUGAGUUAUUUGUAUUGCUUUGUAAAUGUAUAGAGUGAUAAAUAAAUAUCUGUUUACUGCA
This is a messenger RNA of Anguilla rostrata (American eel), 5592 nucleotides long. Its product is annotated as leucine-rich repeat-containing protein 26. The coding region runs from base 1564 to 2772 and encodes 402 amino acids. The transcript has 2 exons. Gene Ontology annotation, molecular function: protein binding. NCBI's taxonomy places the organism in Eukaryota, Metazoa, Chordata, Actinopteri, Anguilliformes, Anguillidae. The record is from RefSeq and is a predicted model, not a curated record. Gene Ontology annotation, cellular component: cell surface; postsynaptic density membrane.